AUGAGGGUUCGGAUAAGGGACCCUUCGGGCAAGUCCAGCACCGUCACUCUCGACGAGUCCGCCACCGUCGAUACGCUUCGAAAGACGAUCAAAACCGAGACAUCACUAUCUUCAUUCGAGGUCAAAUAUGGUUAUCCACCCAAAACACUCUUGCUCGAUCAACUGCCUCCUUCACGGCCUCUUUCAGAGCUUGACGUCAGGUUGAAUGGUGAACAACUGAUAGUGAACGAAGUCAAACCACCCAGUCAGAAGAGUGAUCUCCAACCGACAUCGUCAGAUCCACUGGGGCACGCCCCGAGAACGGCUGAUUCCUCAAGACACCACGGCCCAACAUCGACCGGCUUCACCAGCACGUCGAAACCGGCGGCCAGAUCCCAAGAAGCCUCGGCAGCACCACUAUCCCUAUCGCGAAAGCAGAACCCGGAAAUGGCAGAUCCACCCGAGAUCUGGUGUCCGGAUCUCCAAGGCACCUUGGUCUUACGCAUCAUGCCCGACGACAAUUCAUGUCUUUUUAGAGCCGUUGCUAGUGCGGUUCUGUCGGAUAUGGACGCAGUCACGGAGCUACGGUCCAUCAUUGCCCAGAACAUCCAAGCCAACCCCGAAAAGUACACGAAGGCCAUUCUGGACAACAAAGAACCUGACGCAUAUUGCCGGUGGAUCCAGACCGAGGAUGCUUGGGGGGGCCAGAUUGAGCUUGACAUCCUCAGCCGGCAGUUCGACAUUGAGAUCUGCAGCAUCGACGUGCAGAGCUUGCGAGUGGACAGGUACAACGAAGAUGCACCAACCCGUUGCUUUAUUGUAUAUUCUGGCAUCCAUUAUGAUACAAUCGCUCUCAGUGUGCAUGGGGAACCGCCGGAAGCAGACGUCAAGCAGUUCGUCCAGCCACUUUCUGACGAGGUUCUGCCACACGCUGUGGCCUUAUGUCAGAAACUGCAGGCGAAGCACUACUAUACCGACACUGCUGGGUUCAGGCUCAGGUGUAACGACUGCGGAGUGACGUGUACGGGAGAAGCUGGGGCAAUGAAACAUGCAGAACUGACGGGGCAUAUGAAUUUUGGAGAGGCUUCAUAA
Messenger RNA from Fonsecaea erecta, 1071 nucleotides. RefSeq lists its product as hypothetical. Gene Ontology annotation, biological process: endoplasmic reticulum unfolded protein response; protein deubiquitination. Gene Ontology annotation, molecular function: cysteine-type deubiquitinase activity. The record is from RefSeq and is a predicted model, not a curated record. Bases 1 to 1071 code for a protein of 356 amino acids. The transcript has a single exon. Gene Ontology annotation, cellular component: nucleus; cytosol. Lineage: Eukaryota; Fungi; Ascomycota; Eurotiomycetes; Chaetothyriales; Herpotrichiellaceae.